AUGAAGACUCACGGGGCUCCUGUGGAGUUUCUGAAUGGGGAGGCGUCAACGCACACAGUAAUAGGAGUGUUCGAGCCGGGCGCGCGGCGAGUGGUUGACCUUGUGUUUGGCGAGGUGCCGCCGACGGAGACGCCGUUGCCGACGAGUACGCCGGAGCCGAGUGCGACGCCGGAGCCGAGUGCGACACCGUUGCCGACGGAGACGCCGGUGCCGCCGACGGCGACGGUAGUGCCGCCGACCCUGGUUGCGGGCCCUCCGACGCGACGGCAGUGCCGCCGACAGCGACGCCAGAGCCGACGGCGACGCCAGUGCCGACGAAUACGCCGGUGCCGCCGCCUACAGCGGUGCCUGAGGUUGUGGUGGUCGGAGACGCCGGAUGAGGAAGAGGAGGGUGGCGACGGUGCAUGCUCCAGCACGUCGGGAUUGCGGUUUGGUCAGUCUGCGGCGAAUAUGCUGCUGCUGUUUGCGCCUGUUGUGAUGCUGGGUGGCGCGAGCAUUCCGCUCGACAAGGCGUACAGAUUCUUCGUCGAGUCCAUUGAACACGAGGUGAACACUGCCAUACCGCAGCCUGUGCGGGAUAGCGCGAGGGAGCAGCUUCAGCAUAUCUUGCAGAAUCUCGACGAAUGGGCGAAUGUUUCCGCCGCGGUACUAUCGGGGCUGGUCGGCAAUAUGGCGAUUGCCACAUUCCCGAAGGCGCGAGACACCAGAGUACGCCAUCUCGACCUCGUGCGUAUUCAGGACCUGCUGGUAAUGCUCAUCGUGGUGCUGGAGCAGGCACAUCUCCACCGGCAGCUCAUUCGACUUCCCCACUCGAUGGCGUCGGGCGAACUUGAAGAGUCAACGGCGCGCCUGCGCUCCUACUUGAUGGGGCAUAACCAGUUCGAGAUAGAAUCGCAGGAGAUGCACCUCAGUCCACUUGAGGAGGAGAUGGUUGAUGCGACCAUCAUCGUGCUUCAGAAGAGGAGAAAGAGAGAAGGUCGGCCCAUACGCGAUCACUAUGUUGACGGUAUUCGCAAUCUGCUAUCGCAGCCGGAAUUCGCCGAGAACGAGCGCGCUCGGCGACUGGCGAAGGCGUGA
This is a messenger RNA of Geodia barretti, 1077 nucleotides long. The record is from the annotation of a GenBank genome assembly. Lineage: Eukaryota; Metazoa; Porifera; Demospongiae; Tetractinellida; Geodiidae.